Cladocopium goreaui is the source of this 9391-nucleotide messenger RNA. NCBI's taxonomy places the organism in Eukaryota, Dinophyceae, Suessiales, Symbiodiniaceae. The record is from the annotation of a GenBank genome assembly.
AUGGACUUCAUUCUCCUUACUUGGAUCACCAGCUGUUUCAACCUGGCUCUCUGUGUGACCGAUGUGGCCACUGUCGAUGUGGUGGUCCUGGGUGCUGGCCCAUCAGGGCUCGCAACGGUGCAACACUUGCAGAGCUCCAACCUUUCGGUGGCCCUGUUGGAGAAGGCGAAUCGCUUGGGGGGUCGAAUCAUGACACUGAGAUAUCGCGAUGCGAAGGUUGGGGUGGACCUGGGACCCGCUUGGAUUCACUAUGGCACAGCCAAUCCACUGACAUACCUUGCCAAACAAGGCAACUGCAGUUUGGUGAGAACACAGAAUCUGAACAUGGAUGUGUAUCACCGAGGAAAGGCCUUACCAAGGAGUGUCAUUCUGGACAUGUUUGGCUUACUGGACAAGAUAGAGCGUGACUACGAGCAGUUCAAAGAUGCCAACGCUGCGAAUGCAAGUCUAUUGCUGGUGCUGCAGCAACUUUUCCGCCAUGAGAAAUUCAAUUUGACCCCAGAGCAACAAGCUGCUUUUGCAGCCAUCCUGUUCGGGGAGGUCGUAGAGGAUUGGACAGCACCACUUCAUGAACUGUCGGCAGCAAAGCACUGCGAGUACGACAAUGUUGAUGGAGUUGGCAGCGAUUGGAGAAUCCUGGAGGGUAUGGAGUGUGUUGUGAAAAGCAUGCUCUGGAACUCUUCAAACAAGCUGGCAGGGCCCCAGAUGUUGCAGCCCCAACUGCGAUUGAGCCAUACAGCCAGCUCCGUCAAACUCGAUGGAACACGGGUACUAGUGGAAGGGAUGCAGGGAGGUGAGCAAUGGACGCUGUCUGCCAAAAUUGCAGUUGUUGCAGUUCCUCUUGGAGAGCUAAGAGAAGGUCGUCUCAAAAUUGAACCUCUUCCAAGAUGGAAAGAAAAGGCUUGGCAGGAACUUGGAUUGGGCCAUGCAAUUCGUGCAGCAAUUGAAUUUGAGACCCCUUUUUGGCCCUCAGAGGUUGAGUUUUUCAUGGAUUUUAUCGCAGAUUGCUGGCAUACUGAGGAGUCAAAAUUGCCAGUGGAAUCAAAUUUCACCUCAGAUGAUCCUGAUUCUUUUCUGAAAAACAUCGACCUUUGUUCCAUUGAAUUUACUUCUCCCUUGUCAGCUUCUGUUCCAGUCCUGGUGGCAGAAGCAGAUGGACGCUUGGCCAUGAAACUUGCCAAGUUGUCAGAUCAGCAGAUCAUCGAUUUUCUCAUCUCCCGCCUUGAAAAGAUGUUUGCUUUGCAGCUCAGUCCCCGAAAAUCCUUCGUCUCCCGCCCCUGGGGCCUACCAUUUUGGCACCGUUUUUCCCAGGGUCGCGCUUCCGCCCGCCUGGCCGGGAAGGCGGCCUGGGAGCAGCGCCUCUUCUUCGCGGGGGACUACGUGUCGCACCACGUGGGCACCGUGGCUGGUGCCUAUUUGUCUGGCAUCGCGGCAGCCCAUGCGGUCAGGUGUCAACUGGGCCAGGGCGGCCUGGAUUUGCUGGCGCACCCUGCGGUGCUUCCCAUGAUCCGGUCGAGGUGUGCGAAGAAAGAGCUGGACCGAAAAGCUGGUGACCUCUGCAAGCUUUCCUUGUGGGAUCUGUACAAAUGUUCGGCCCUGCCAGAGUUGGACGAUGAAUCCGGCAGGACAUGCUUCGUGCAGGGCCAUGACAAGUGGACCUCUGGUUCGGCUGGCGAUCCAAGGGCUUGGUGGAUGCCUCUGAAGUGGUGGCAUUGGCUGCAAUCAUUCUUGGGCAAAGCUGCGCGGGAAGCCUACCUGAAGUUCCUUUCCAAGUUCUUCCAGCAGUUGUCACAGUCGCUGGAAGUCUUCCGUGAGAAAAGGAUGGAAGAUCCACUUUUGUCACUGGACUUUUUGAACUUAGAUCGCUCAUCCUCCAACACUGGGGGACUCCACUUUGCCAAGCUUCCUCCGGGCUCCAUGAAGGUGCAUAACGUGCCUUGCACCUUCGAUACCUCCAAGUUAUUGAUCUCAAGGAGCGAUCGCGGACUGGCCACGAGUUUCAGUUUCGAGGUAGAUAUGGAGAUAGAGGUGGGAAGUCUGCGACGUUCACAUUCCUGUCCAGCCAAACAGACGAUAGGAGGUGCUGAAAGCGCCCUGGAGUUUGAAGUGAAGGCACAAAUUGUGGGCGGAAUUCCAAGGAGCAUUCACCCUGCCGUGGCACUUUGGGCCGUUGCCAAGGGCCCGGGCGCGCUGCACGGCCGGCCACUGCGGAAUUUGUCGUUUCCACCGGCGGACCUCACGCUAUACAUCCAUGCAGGCUUGAUUCGCAUCGGCAUAUUGGACAUGGAUGCUGCUCGAAUGCUGACCCGUGCAAUUUCAGCAUUUAACACCUUCAGUGGUGCUGAAGCUUCGACGUCACUCCGAAAGGGUCGACACCCUCACAUCAGCAUUGGUGAGAUCCGCUCCAUUUGCACCUUUGCCGCUUCCUUCAAACGCGCACACAGCAGUCAUGAUUUGGAAGCUCGAACGAAGACCUUGGAUGAACAGAUUCUUUGUGAAGCCUGGCUGUGUGCCAUUGGCGCUCAACUGGAUGCUGGUCCUGAGAGAGAGAUGUUGUGGCGAUGCACGGUGAUGAGCUUCGGCCAUUCCUCAUGCUUUGAAGCGCAGCAACAUGCCUUGCGACAGAAUUUCUUCAAUGACACUUUGAUGGCGCAGAGGCUUGCGAAGAAAGACUUGUCGACGCGUUUCUACAUUCGAAUUGCAGACACUCUUCGUCAAAAGUUCUCCUUUGAUUUCUACAACCCCAUGGUGGUGCAGAAGUGCAUCGCCACCACACAAGCUCUGCUGAACGAUCGAGAUGUUGCUGUCGUCGGUGACGCAGGUGCAGGGAAGACUGAUUGCAUCAUGACCUUGUUAGAGGCAGCCGAGGAGUUCCCGGACGACCUUGGGGGUCCGCUCUUCCCACGCGUGAAGCUACUGCGCAUUAAUACACUGGCCCACAACGUGGAAGGGACUUUGAUGGUGGUUGCCAGAGCCGCCGAAACGGAGUCCAAGAGGAUUACCACGGCAAGCGACGAGAGGGAGGAUUGCAUCUGGCUGACCUUGGACGGUCCAGUGAAUCCUGAGCUCUUUGAGGCAGUUUCGAGUGCCAUGCCACUGACCAUGGCUGGCAACAGACCCUUGUUGUCGAAAGCUCGAGCCUUUCGCAUGAUUGUGGAAACCGACAAUCUGGCACAGCUGUCACCAGCAACGGCCUCCGGCUUGGCGGUGACCUAUAUCGACACGGAACGCGGUCCGACCUGGAAGGAUCGCGCCAUGGCCUGGACCCACAGGUUUGUCCUCAGCCGCCCAGAGUAUGCGCACUUUAUGAACCUCACGAAGGAAUUGUUGAUGCAUUUGAUGGACAGCAUUUUGGCCUUUGUCCUCUACUACUUUCACUUCAAUCCUUCGGAGAUUUCCGCAGCAGCCACCGAAGGCGAAGCUUUGGACUAUCGCCACCAGACCAGCUGCUUCCUGUCCCUCUUCACCUCCUUCCUAGUGGAUCCGGUGGUAGAGAAGCAGCUGAUUGCGGCGACCGAAGAAGGUGAAGAGGCCUUGGAACGACAGGUUCGACUGCUGAUCGGCAUGGCUUCCAUCUCCGCCUUUGGCGCGUCCCUCUUCACCUCUCAGAGGCCUCGAUUUGAGCGGUAUAUUCGGGAGAAUGUCUUGGACCCAGUGCAUGCCGCCAGCUUCCCGUCACUCUAUGACCUCUACUUUGACUCCAAGAGUGGUCAGUUCCAAGCGGUGGGGCAAAUCGUGACGGAGCCCCUGGUGGAAGCCCAUCACAUUUGUGUGGCCACUGAAGAGUUCGUGGCCUUCCAACUGCGUUUGCAUCGGCUUCUGUCCAUCAAUGCUCCAGUACUGCUGGCCGGCACAGCAGGCAGUGGCAAGUCGGCGCUCCUGAGAUAUUUGAACGGCUGUAGCUCUUCAUCAACAGUGGGCAUGCUGCGCAACUGUCCUGAGCUGGAACCCAUGGAGCUGCAGCAGGCCUUGACCAUGAACCUCUCCGAGGGAAGUACCGGACUUGAACCCGGCAAUGAUAAGCGCUUGGUGGUGUUUAUCGAUGACCUUCACCUCAGUACCAUCGCCGCCAGUUCUUGGCGGCUUCAGGUGGGACAGCAGUACCGAGGCCCAGGUUCCUGCGGCCAAUCAGAGCUGGGCGAAUGGAUUCGUUUUGCUUUGGAAUCCCAAGGAUUUUAUCGCGAUGGCCACUUCGUUGCCAUUCGAGAUACCUCCUUCUUGCCGUCCCUGUUGGCACCCAACUCCCAGAACUUGGAGCUGUGCAAACGCUUUACUCGACACUUCUUUUUGGCCUUCAUGGAGAUACCUUCGGAGGCAUCGAUCCAGAAUAUCUUCUCCACCAUUUUGACGUUGAACCUCUCUGUGGGACUUCCCAACGAGGUUCUGCAAAACCUCACGGCGACCUUUUCGCGGAUCAAACUACAUCCCAACGUGGAGAUCGAGACACCCGGACAGAAGCUCGCGGCCCAACUGCUGCAGGCCACUCUGGCAGUUUGGGCGGAGACCGACUGGGCUACCAAGCAACGUUUGCAUGGACUGGCACGUGUCUUUUGGGAUGUGGCCCAUGCCUUUUCCCGCGUUCCAGUGGAGGAGCUGCGUUCACAACUCGAUGUGGGAUAUCUUUGGGCCUUUGUGAUGCGCACUUCUGUCCUGGACGCUCUUCUGCUGCCGGAAGCUGCCAGCCAUCGACGUAGAGUCUAUGGUGCUGUGGCACGGAGCUGCAAAGCGCACUUUGGUUUGCUCCUCGGAGGCAAGGCCGGCUUGGAGGACCCAGAUCAGCAGACCUUGGAGCUGGAUAGUUUGGCAUUUUCCGCCAUCGUCGAUGGACAAAUCGAGCUGAGCCCACCGGGGCUCCGGAGCUUGAGACGAGUCAACUUGGUACAAGCACGUGACGACGUUCUUCAGCGUAUUGGCAAUCCAGCUUAUGUGACUUCUCACGAGGGUCAAUUGGAGGAGAUGCCCACGUCGACUCACUCCGAGGAGUCAGAAGAAGAGGGCAUGACUGAGGAGUCGGAGAACGAAUUAGAUCAACCACCGCAGGAAGCCGCUGAAGGUGAUGAUGGAUCUGGAGAGUUUUCCAUCGACCGGAAGUUCAAGAAGCAGCGGAAUGAAGACACCGAGCAGGCAGCGCCUGAUCCCGUCUCCCUCGUGAUGUGCAAGGAGCUUUUGAGCAUUGACAACGAUGCGUCCCUGUGGGCGGAUGGACUCAGUAUCUUGGCCGAGUUGGCAGUUGCUCAUGGCUUGGUCAGCUGGAGGCGCGGGGAUGGUGUUCAGAUCUCCCCAGCGGAUUUGUAUCAAGAAUGGAGCAUAGGAAGUUCCCGUGGGGAGCUUCACCUUUGCACCAACGUCACGGCUGAAUCCUUGGAGAGGGAACUUCUCAAAUCAUCUUCCGUUGUCCAGCAGACCCGAAGGAAACCACAGAAGCUCAAGGCGCAACAGAAGAAGGUCGAAGGCGGCCUGCGGGUCUUGUGUGUCAGCGAACACGACUUCCCCGCAGAAGCGCCUGAGGCGUACCUUGCCCGGGAGCAGAGCCGUUUCUUUCGUCCGGGCGGUGGCGGCCUGGAAGCCACCGAUGAGAAGUGUGUCUCCAAGAGAGAUGAGGUGGAGGAGGAUGGUCAAAAGCGAUUGGUCGUCAUUUGCCGCUCACCCGCUUCUCUACAAGAGCUCUUCACACGCUGCGGCUUCCUACGACAAACCUUGGUGGCCACCUUCAACGUGCUUCCACCCAUGUCCUUGCAACAGGUCGCCUUCAUGUAUCUGGGAAAGCGCUUGAGCAGCAGAAUCGACUUGGGUGCAUUGCCUAAAGCGCAGAAGAAACUCCUGAUGCAUCGGAGUCACUUUCUCGGGGGCCCAGGAGCUCGUGCAAACAUCAAAAAAAUUGCCAAGGCAGCAACGACAGGUGAUGGACAGUCUUGGCAGCAGCAGCUCUUCGUUCCGUUGGCGAAGAUUGUGGAGUCGUUGCACCUGCGUAUCCGUGACGUUUUGGCCUGUGAGUUGGGUCGUGAUGUGGCACUGGAGUUUUGCUCGGCCAGCCGUUUCUCCAAGUUCGUGCAGACCAUUGCUCGAUUGGCGAUCCACCAACGCAGCGUGCAGAACCAUCGCGGGACCAUGCAUGAGUCAGCGCGAAAUCGGCUGAAGUCCUUGGAGAAAUUUUUGCUGGACCUUGAUACCAAGCUUCGCUCGAUGCACGUGUCCCUGAAGCUCCUUGCGGAAGAGUCGCGGAGGCUUCUGUCGCGCAGUGCACGGGAACAUGAGCUUCAAACGCAGGCAACGGCUUCAUUGGCCGAGGUGCGAGAACGCAAAAAGUUGGUGGAGUCGCACAUUGCUGCAGUGGAUGCCAGGCACGGAAGCGAUUUCGAGAAGGCCUUGAACACUGCUGCCAGCUCUCUGCGGCAGCUGAAGCAGCUGGAAAGGUGUCAUUUUGAGUCCUUGGCGCAGUACCAACAUUUGCCGGCGCCCUUGGUACGUGCACUGGGCGCAGCGAAGGCCGUGCUGUUGCACAUUUCCGGAGCCGAGGAGGGUGAAGAUGCCUCUGUUCCCAUCUUCAAGCGCCGGCGCGUCCCCAGCACAGCCCUCGCUGCGGCCUGUGCCGCGGCGGGUGGAGGGCAAGUUGGAGUGCCGAAGGUGUCCAAAACUCCAACCCGGGCGGAGAUUUUCGAAUGGGCCGACGCCCUGGCCAAAGCUCAGAGUUUGGAGAUCUUCAACUCAUGGGACGGGACCCAGCCCCUUCCAGGAUGGUUGGCAGAAGUUCUGCAGAGUUUUCUCCUGAGCCCCGAUUGUCACUCCUCCAGUUUGUGGUCAAUGAGUCCUGCUGCUUCACGGCUCUCACAGUGGCUGCGUGGGCGCUUGGAAUGCCACCGCGUCUUGAUGCGAAUGGAAGAUGAUCGUCAGAGCAUGGGUGAUUUGUCCACCCAGUUGAUCGAGGUCACAAGUGCCGUGAAGGCGGCUGAAGCGGAGUUGAAACGAGCAGAGGAGACCUUGGAGCGCUUGCAGGCUGCCCAUGCCGAGACUGUGCAGAAGCGGCAACUCCUGCUGCGUACUGAAUCGGGUCUGCAGCGACAAAGUGCUCGGGCAACUCGUGUGCUGGAGAUUGCAGCACCAAGACGACGAGAAUGCGAGGUGGUGGUGCCGAUGCUUCGGGACGCUGAGGAAUCCCCAGAGCAGUGGGGCGCCAUUCUGACCAUCGGAGUUUUGAGUUGCUAUGGAGCAUCCUUUGGACAUGCACUGCGACAGCCGAUCAUGAAAGAAUUGCAGCAGGUACUGCAAGAAAGUGGUGUUCCAACCCCGUCGAAUCUCUUCACCAGUGCCUAUCUGCGGAACUUCUUCCCACAGACCUUGGUUCAAAAAGCCAUCGAUGCCUGGUCCAACAGCCAUUUGUUGCAGGGCACCGUGGCCACCGAAGCGUCUGGAAGCCUCUGCGCCCUGAUGUUGGAUCCCUUUGGCAACGCUUUGGAGUGGCUGAAGGAGCUCCACACCCAACGAAACCCAGUGGCCUCUGGGGGCGGCGACCGCAGUGAAACUUGGAAGUGGCUUCUUGAAUCUCGCGGCAUUGCCAAGGAGCCAGGAGUGGCAGAUGGUGAUGUGAAUUUCGAUGACUCUGAGAAUGAGUGGGAAGAUAUGCCACAAGCCAAAGCCUCUGACCAGGACUCGGUGCAACCGAUGCUGUGCAGCAGCAAUGAAACACCGGAGGUCUUGACCAGCAAACUGCAGCACUGUAUGUUGGAAGGUCAAAUCAUGAUUUUGCAGCUGGAAGAUCUUGCCAGCUUGCGCGGCUUCGUGGGAACCCUCCUCGUUCUUCUUUCAGGCUCCAGCGCCCAAGUGCGACUGACCACGGAGCGGCACUCGGUGCUCUUUUCGCUCUCGCAACGCUUCACACGGGCGCUGGCCAUCAAUGCGCAAGAUGUGGCUGCCGGUGUGGAGGCGGAGAGUGAUGAAUUGAGGGUCCGUGUCUUCAGCAUGCUACAACGCUUGGAAGCGGCCCUACCCAUGGUCCAUUACCGCUUUCACCUCUAUGUGAUCGCUCCGCGUUGUCAUUGGAGUCGAUGUUUGUGGGGUCCGGCCAAAACCAAACAGGCGGAGCAGUUGAUGAAGCUUCCCUCCGCUAUUCUUUCCACCUGCACCAUCAUUUCGAUGGAUCCCCUUCAUCCAGCCCAAGUCUUUUUGCCCAGCUUCAUGUAUGCGAAGGAGGCGCCCAACACGACGAGAAGACGACAGGAACAAAACCUGGUGUUGAUGGCACAAGAGACGCGAUUGCUGGUGAUAGAAGAGCUGAUCCUGCACUUGCUAUGCAAGAUGGACAAUUCCGACAUGCAGAGUGACAAGGUGGUGCGUCCCUUGCAAAAGUUCAACGCCUGCGCUUCGCGGCUCGCGGCCAACGUCUCCUUGGGACUUCAAGAGAAACAGCAACGGCGGAAGAACGAGAAGAAGUUUUUGCCCUUGGCUUCAACGGUUGCAUUGCUGCAAUGCGCCUUGAUCGACAGUGAGUUGGCCGCCGACGCGGUCAAAGGACUGUUCCAACCAAUCGAUAGCAACAGGGAUGAUAGCAGAGACCUUACCCGAAAUGUGCACCACGAAGUGGACGGUUUCGCCAUGCGACCUUUGGUCUUACAGGUACUCUUGCAACAUCAGCUGAAAUUGCACAACUCAGCAAAAGAUGCCGUCUCCGCGCUGUUGGAGACCGUCUUCCGAAGCCUGGCUCCGCAGCAGGCGUCGCUGCUGCGGCUCUUUCUGCUGCUGGAGAGCCGGGAGCAAGGCCUGACAUCCCUGUGGCACUCCAUGGUUUCUGCCGUGAUCCGCCCCUCCGUCGACCUGGAUGCAUCGAAGUUCGGGAGUGAUAGGCGCCAAAGUGUAGAUAAAAUGAAUACAAACGAGGCCGAGAAAGAAGGCAUUGUUGAUGCUGAAGCAGGCAGCUCCGACGCGACUCGUUAUGCACCGUUAUGCACCGUUGAGAAUUCUCCAGACGGCAGCAGUGACGACAGCGACAGCGACAGCGACGACGAGGUGGCCAGCGACGACGCUUCGAACCGUUCCGGCGACGAGGAUGCUGAUGGAGAACAGAAUGAAGACGAUGAGGCAGACGGUUUCACUGAAGACGACGUCUUGGAGGUUGUGCCGGCCACCAAAAUUCUCAGUCCAGCAUUUUUGCGCCGCAUGCGAGAGCUCUGGGGUGCGGUUCAGGCCACCAUCCCGGUUACGCAUCCCAAGCGCAGUGCGAAGCAACAGCUGGCGCGUCUGCCCAGUAAGGCCCCGUUGCUGGUGCCGACUGAGGCACUUCCGUUACUCCGGUCGCUGGCCAAAACUGUCGAUGUGAAAGUUCAGGAGAUUUCUAUGAUGGAUCAGCUACAAGGGAGGCUGGAAGGAUGGUUGGUCUACGAUCUGGCAGAAUGCAAGG